CGUAACAUCAUCGCGUCAGCACUUCAUUUAAAUCGUCGUUCUCGUUUCGCCACUCGCUUCGUGGUCGUUGGGUGUCCUCGUGUCUCCGUUUUUCUUUCAAACGGGGUGAUCAUGAAUCAGAAUAGAGCGCAAUAUUCAGCAUUUUCCAGAAAAUUUCUAGAGAAGCACAGCGCGGAAGCAAAAGGUUUUUUGUAGCUCCUGUGAGUUCAUCUAUGUAAGUCAGAGUUUAAGUCGCAGUUCUUUGCGCCGGAUAGAAAACUGCACAAGCAGUCUAUCUAAGCACCUACUUAAGUACUUAGGAAAAAACCAGAUUAGAACUAAGACUCAAUCCGAAUCCGCGGCCGCAUCGCCAAGACCACAAUAAGUGAAAGUCACGAUGUCGUCCCUGGAAGAGUGUUUCAAAGGGUUGAUUGCCCUUGUGUCCACCGAGCAAGGUGGCGAGCAAGCCGAAGCUGCUCCAACCACGGCGCCCGUUGUCCCGGGUGAAGGUACCACUCCGGUGGACGAAGUCAACCAGCAUGCCGACACGUCCCUGCUGAAGGGAAAAGAGGAGGAUCGGGUUGCGGCCGAGCAAUCGGAAAAGCCGCAGGCGGCGGCUGCGGAGGGGGGAGCUGAUGAUGACGAAAAGGAAAAGCCGGAACAGGAUCUGGAAAUGAAGCCCUCUGAUGUGCUGGCGGACGCUAUUACGGCGCAGCCGCCGGUCGUGAACCUGACCUCCCCCGCGAUCAUGAUCGGAAUGAAACAGCCCCUCGUCGUCGAUGUCAACACCAUUGCGGAGGCCGAUUUGGUCCUGCUGAAGGGCGAAGUGAAGGAACCGACCAGCACCAAGUCCUCUACCACCGCUGCCUCCGCGUCGGCGUCCGAGGCCGUAUGAAUUUGCUGGAGUGCUUUUUCUUCUGCAUAGAAGAGGCUUCUCAUGAUUUGUUUCUCGCUUUUUAAAAAAGCGAGAAACAAAUCAUGAGAAGCCUCUACCACGCACCCAUGGUGCGUGGUAGAUUUUCAUUUUUACCGAGGAAAUAUUUACAUAGAACUGCAACGCAGAUCAAAUACUCUAUAGAACCGAAUUAGCGGCCCUUUCAUAAGUCCAGACAUUUGACGCCCCAUCGCUCGGAAUAAUUUUAGCGAGCGCGAGUAGCUGAUGACUAGGAAUGGAAAACAAAAACGCGUCGGAACCUUUGUGCGCUGCGUCUGCUGCUCGUCCUUGUGCGACAGGCGUGCGCCCUUUAUUUCCGUAGAACAAACAGCGCAAGUUGCUUCUAUGUAUUCAAGAUGCAUACGCGUAAUCAUUGGCGUAGCGCGUCUGCGGCAACUGCACAGCCCAGGCGCAAGAACUGAACAAGAAAACGAGCAAGGCAACUGAAAAUCGGAAAGCUUACCCCUCGCCCGCCGCAAUCCCAUGCUGCGUGCGCGACGAGUGGCGCUAUUAAUUGCUCUCCUUUCCGGACAAUGAAAAACGCAAGUCGGUUUCUGCAUUUGCGAUGCCUAUCGUUUGCUUUUCCUUGUGAUAGUGCAUCUGCCGCAACUUGCACAGUCUGGCUGCUAGAAAGCCACCAUUUAAAUUCUCACAACCUCAAUACUUUUUCAGGUAAUGGGCAGCCGUGGCUUGGGCACGAGAACGAGACUUGAAAAAGGGAGGUUAGGAAAAAUGAAUUGGCGCCUUUUUCCCAACCGCCCUUUUCAUUUGAAUGGGGAAAAAAAAAUGUGCCGCUUUUCCAGGCUGAACCUGGGAAAGCGGCCGGAUUUUUUUUCCUACCCGCCUUUUUCAUUUUGAAAAGGGCGGUUAGCAAAAGUGCGCGAAUUCAUUUUUCCUAACCUCCCUUUUUGAAAUGCAAACAGAGGUUAGCCCAUUGAAAUUUUUCCUGACCGCCCUUUUCAAAAUGAAAACCUCGGUUAGGAAAAAUGAUUUUGGCCUUUUUUCCUAACCAAGGUUUUCAAAAUGAAAACCUUGGUUAGGAAAAAAAAAUGUGGCCGUUUGCCAAGGCCGCCUUCGCAAACGGCCACAUUUAUUUUUCCUAACCGAGGUUUUCAUUUUGAAAACCUUGGUUAGGAAAAGUGCGCGAAUUCAUUUUUCCUAACCUAGGUUUUUGAAAUGCAAACCUAGGUUAGCCCUCUGAAAUUUUUGGGCAGGAGCUAACUCCCGAAGGAAGAAGGUUACGACUCGGGCGCGCGCAGCGCGCGAAAAUUUUUUUUAUUCCCACGGCGCCAGCAUCAUGUGCGCGCGCAGUGUGUGAAAGGGAGUGCGUGGCCGCGCGCUUUUUUUUUCCUAACCGCCCUUUUCAUUUUGAAAAGGGCGGCUAGCAAAAGCCCGCCAAUUCAUUUUUCCUAACCUAGGUUUUUGAAAUGCAAACCUAGGUUAGCCAACUGAAAUUUUUGGGCAGGAGCUAACUCCCCUUUUUGAAAUGCAAAGGAAGGUUAGCUACCCGAAAUUUUUGCCCAGGGACCGGGCUAGCCUCUCUUUUUGAAAUGCAAAGGGAGGUUAGCCACUCGAAAACUUUGCCCAGGGACCGGGCUAGCCUCCCUUUUUGAAAUGCAAAGGGAGGUUAGCUACUCGAAAACUUUGCCCAGGGACCGGGCUAGCCUCCCUUUUUGAAAUGCAAAGGGAGGUUAGCCACCCGAAAUUUUUGUCCCAGGACCGGGCUAGAUUUCCUGUACAAAAUGCAAAGGGCGGUUAGCCCCUCGGAAUUAUUGCGAAAGAACCGCGCUAGCUCCCUUUUUAGAAACGCAGAGGACAGAUAGCCCCCCGAUGCUUCUGCGUCGCCGGCAUUGGGGUUAGCAUGCAAGGGUCUUUACAGUGCAGGCAGAGGCUAGUCUGCCUGGCAAAUUCUUUGUGCUCCGCGCGGCAUGGUUUCGGUUCGACUAGUGCUUAGCCCAUACGACGUCACGCGCGUCAGGCUCUGUCGUCAAGCGUCCGGGCGUCAAAUGUUGUCUCGUGACCUCUGACCUUAUUUGAGGGCCGCUUAUUACGCGACGUAGAGUAUACAAAAUCAAAAAACCGUAGGAAAGCGGGAAAGUGAAAGGCGCUAAGAAAACCCGGUCGCCCAAAAAGGCGAACAAGGUGAAGUCGCCGAAAAAGGAAGAAUCGCCGAAGAAAAGCCGUGGGGGAAAGUCGGAACGACAGGUAAGUAGCUUGUUGCUUGUGUGAGUCGGAGUCCGAACUUGAGCUACAACCGAGAAAGAAUAGCUUCCUGACGGAGUGUCAUCAUGUUUUUUUGACACGGACACUCACGCUGCUUUGUUUGCACUACACGUACUUUUGUCAUGUUCUUCACCAGUCUUGUUCAGUUCUGCAAUAAAAAUGAACAGCUGCUCCAAGCCGAAUUUGACGCGGCGAUGCGCGCUGCGAAAAUGGCUAGCCCAGCGAAAACCCCGGGGAAGAAGAAGACUGACACCAACUCGCGGAUGAAAAACAACUACAAAAUCGAGCGAGCGCAGAAGUACUGCAGCUCUCCGUGAUGAAGAAGGGGCGUUACGUCUGCGGGUCCGUGGUUUACUCGCACAAUGAACCGGUAUCGGUAGAAGCGAUAUUACAACUUCGUUCUUGUUGCUUUUUUGAAUCAAUUUGACAUUUUUGUCUCUGUGUCUUGAUAUAGAUGCUUGCCUGUAGAUGUAUUUUUGAUGCCCUGAAGAAACAUUAACAUUCAGACUCUACGUCUACUCUCUCACUUUGCACAACAUUCUUGUUCAAUUCAAUUGCAAUUUAGUUGUCUUAGUACGCGAAGAUUACUACAGCCUUAUGUUAUCAUCUUGAUCCAUUGAUGCUUGCGACUUGUUGUCUCAUUGUAACCUCCUGUAUUCCUGUUUGUCAGAUUGACCUGAAUCAGAGCGCCGCCAUGCUGUUUCGAACGAUCGUGUCUUUCUCAAACUCUAUCAAGGCUGUAGAACAAGACGAAGAGGCCGCAGAUGCAAAACAAUAUGAAGUCCUCCAUUGACUCCAAUAAUUAACGCUGCAGCUAAAUCUUUUUCAAAAAAUACCAAAAAUAGAUCACGCUAUACACGUAGGCACGCAUUUCGGCCCCAAAAAAAAACUACACGCAGGCACACCAGCAGACCAAAAGACAAAUAUAAAAAAAC
Amoebophrya sp. A120 is the source of this 4071-nucleotide messenger RNA. The record is from the annotation of a GenBank genome assembly. NCBI's taxonomy places the organism in Eukaryota, Dinophyceae, Syndiniales, Amoebophryaceae.